UAUCUAGGAUAGAAACUCCUCCCUCAAAACUAGUCACCCGGAGAUUUUGCCGGUUGACGGGUAAAGAGUGAAUCCACCAUAUAACUAUGUGUACAGUCGCUAUUCAUUUCUCUGCAGGUUGUAUGCCGACAAAUCAAUGCGUUUUUACUACAGAUCGUUUAUCAAUCAGUAAAGGCACCUUUUAGCUCCAAACAAGUAUGGCCAGACAUGCGGUGUUGUCUUCAGGGGCCAAAUUGUGGCGAUCUUUGCCAUGCGCGAAGUCGGAGUUGCGACUGGAGCUCACCCUUGCUUGUGGACAAACUUUCCGCUGGAGAGAAACUGCAGAGGGGCACUGGACUGGAGUCAUAGGGGGGCGUGUUUGGACCCUGACUCAAACAGAAGACACUCUUUGGUACUACGUGUACACAAACCAGAGUGGAGCUGGUGGAGAAAACAGCUCAGAAGACUCUCUGAGGGGAGAGUCUGUCACUGCCUCACACCACUCUGAGGUGGAAGCAGAGAUGCUGAGAGACUACUUCCAGUUGCAUGUGAAGCUAGGGGAUCUAUACAAGGAGUGGGGUGCGGCAGAUUCUCACUUCAAGAGGAUUUCUGACAUCUUUACAGGUGUGCGGAUGUUGCGUCAGGACCCCACAGAAUGCCUUUUUUCCUUCAUUUGCACUUCCAACAACCACAUCUCUCGUAUUCAGGGCAUGGUGGAGAGAUUGUGUCAGGCUCUGGGGAGCCCUCUCUGUCAGCUGGAUCAAACCUCCUACCAUGACUUUCCGACACUGUCCGCAAUGGCAGACAGCGGUGUAGAGGAACGUCUCAGGGAUCUGGGCUUUGGCUACAGAGCUCGGUUCCUUCAGCAGAGUGCUAAGCAGAUCCUGGACACACAUGGGCCCCAGUGGCUUGUUGGUUUACGAAACGUCCCGUAUCUGGAGGCCCGUGAUUCUCUCCGAACCCUCCCUGGAGUUGGCACCAAAGUGGCAGACUGUGUUUGUCUGAUGUGUCUGGAUAAGUGUGAGGCUGUUCCUGUGGACACACAUGUUUGGCAGAUCGCUAAGCGGGACUAUAAGUACACUUCUGAUAACAGACAAAAGACCCUCACAGAAAAAGUUCACAGAGAUAUAGGGGAUUUUUUCAGAAAGCUGUGGGGGCCAUAUGCAGGUUGGGCCCAUUCGGUUUUAUUCUGUGCUGAUCUCAAGAAGUUUCAGAACCUCAAAGAAAUGACAAGUUUAAAGCAGCCAAAAAGCGAAGAAGGGCAUGAAGGAGAGUGUAAGGGACUAAAAAUAAAGAGAGGGUUUGAUUUGCAUCAAAAAAAGAAGAAACCCAAGUCGGAACGUCAGAAGAAGGCAAAGAUCUCCAUCAAGACAGAAGAGGCGUGAAACCACAGAUCUGUGAUCAGAGCAAACAAGGAUGCACUGGACUUAUUGUUUACAAGCUUCAUGGAAAUUGGUUCAUGGUUAUAUGAUUUCUUUUUUUUAAUCUGAGGAUUAAUACUAUAAAAUUACUUUGUGCUCUUUUAUGACUUUAGAACUAUAAAACGGUGUACAGUGUGGAUUGAGAUUUGAGAUGUAAAGUGCCUUAUAUUAUUGUCAUUGUUUUCUAUGAAGAGGAUCUUUAUAAAUAAAUAGAAUUUAAUUUAAUUAAA
Gambusia affinis (western mosquitofish) is the source of this 1630-nucleotide messenger RNA. RefSeq names its product 8-oxoguanine DNA glycosylase (gene ogg1). The transcript is spliced from 7 exons. Gene Ontology annotation, cellular component: nucleus. The coding region runs from base 198 to 1364 and encodes 388 amino acids. Gene Ontology annotation, molecular function: damaged DNA binding; 8-oxo-7,8-dihydroguanine DNA N-glycosylase activity. Gene Ontology annotation, biological process: nucleotide-excision repair; base-excision repair, AP site formation; base-excision repair. The record is from RefSeq and is a predicted model, not a curated record. NCBI's taxonomy places the organism in Eukaryota, Metazoa, Chordata, Actinopteri, Cyprinodontiformes, Poeciliidae.